Notothenia coriiceps (black rockcod) is the source of this 1899-nucleotide messenger RNA. RefSeq lists its product as uncharacterized. The transcript is spliced from 7 exons. The record is from RefSeq and is a predicted model, not a curated record. NCBI's taxonomy places the organism in Eukaryota, Metazoa, Chordata, Actinopteri, Perciformes, Nototheniidae. The coding region runs from base 218 to 1198 and encodes 326 amino acids.
ACGUGGUAUGUUGUUUACGUCUUCCAGGAACGCUGGAAGUGCAGCUGGAGAGAAAGGGGGGGCGGUGGAAUUGUGAAACAGCUUUCCUUCAUAGAGUUACAUUGCUCAUCAUUGAGAAAAAGACCAGUAGAAGUACGUUAACGUCGUGUAAAAUGUCGAGCUGAACUGCCUCAUCUUUGCUCUUGAACGGCGCGAGACUUCCUCAAUAAAGAAUAUAAUGUCUCAGCUUGGAAGCCUGUUUACCCAUAUCAUCUCCAAAUCUCCUGAAAGUGUCCAGGACCAGAGCCCACACCGGACACCUAAACUACCUGACUUUAUUCAACAUGUCAGAAAACUCACUGGAAUAAGAAAGGAAGAUGUUUACUGCAAUCUGCGUAUCCCUGACAAGCUGCAGUCUGCCAAAGAUGACAUAAACAUUGUUAUCCUCACAGGCCAGGGGAUCUUCUGCAUAGAUGUGAAACCCUGGAGAGGCACAGUGUCCGCUCACAACCAGAACUGGCAUUUGCAAGUGAAGGAAGAGGACCAAAACAUAACCAAUACCUGCAUUGAGCAGAUUGAGGAUCCCCUCAAAGCUAUCAAGACCAAGACGGCUAACUUCUGUGGCCAUUUGAAGCGAAGUGGAGUGUCAGUGCACCAAAGCCUCUUCUUCCCCAGGGUUAUCUUCCUCUCCCCAGACUGCGAGCUGGACGAGGAGCUGAGGAAGAAGAGGGAGCUGGUCCUCCAAAGCCAAAUAGACAACUUCCUCAGAUCUUUCAGGGCGGGCUACAUGGCCUGGAUGUCCGACUCUCUGACUCCAUCCUGGCUCUCUGGUCAUCUGUCGUACAGGCAGAUGGAGUCGGUGCGGGAGGUCCUGAGGAGGGUGGGGACGUGGGAUCUGUUGCGCCUGCACUGUGGCGAGCAGCUGAAAGGAGACUUCCAGGGCUGCCAGUACAUCGCUCUCAACCGGCAGGAGACAGACACGCUGGAGUUUUCCAGACUCAAGACCCUGUCGGCUGAUUCGCUGUGGGCCCUGCUGGGACACGCUCCACAGGUGACAGUUAAAAUGUACAAGCGUGGACCUCAGGGCUGGCUGGGCAAAUCCCUGAUCGCCACCACCACCAUCCCCCCCAACACCUGUGUGAUCUUCAGGAUCAGCGGGGAGGAAACAGAUGCCAAAAUCUCAGCAAACACCAUUCACAGCAUCACACUCAGCCACUGACCGUGUGUAUUGGCAAAACAGAGGAUAGCAUCACUGCAUAGCGCUGUGGGAAGAGGAAGCUCUCUUUAAUAUAAAAAAAAAAAAAAAAAACGUUGCUCAAACCUUCUCAUAUUUUUACGAGUGCCUUUUACUAUACAGUGUUUGUACUUUGUGAUAUAAUGUCUUAAAAACAAUUUCUGAAUGUCUUUCCAUGAUUUUGCGAUUGUCAGUGGCAACGAUAUGUUAAUGCAGAUGGUUUCAUAUCAUUACCCUGAUUAACUUUCCCUUGUUUUGGAUUUCUAGGGCUGGCCCACACUCUACACUAGCCAUUCAUUAAUCAUUACGCUAGCUGAUUGUCACGUCAGUUCAGGAUUGAAGUGUUUAAUGUGUUAAUUGUGGCGGCCACAAAGCGGUGGCCCCUGCCCCGAUGAGGGCCGAGCAUCCUACUGCCUCUGUGGGAUUAAUGGGCAGUGAUUUACGGUCUGUUUAGACGGUGUAACUGUAAGGUGCUUUAUUAAUAUGCUCCAGCGCACGGAAGAGAUGAUAACAUAUUCAAGAGCGCACAGGCGCGGCCACUAGCUACAAUUCAUAACUGAGUCACUUUCCAUCAGUUACCAGGCUUGCACAGCUGCGCUAACAGCUAGCAAUUGUAUUUCAUGUGCCUGGUAGUGGGCAAAAUGAAGUUAUUUCCAUCAAGAUACCAGUGCCUUUAGCUAAUGCAA